AUGGACUACUCCGGCGUUGCGGGGUGGGAAAUGACGGAGCGGCUGCAGACGCUGAGCGUCGUUGCUGAGGGCAGCCCCACCUCUGCCGCGCACUGCCCACCGGGGCCAGUCCUGAAGGAAGGUGAGGAAGGAGCCGCGCUUGGCGCUGAGGGCCGCUUGGCGGGGGACCCCGCGCCCUCACAGGGGCUUCCUGCGGAACCGGAGCCCACUGGAGCCGCGCCUGCCGGAGGCGAUGUUGAAGAGCGACGCGCGCAACCCCCCGGCCUUUGUCUGGGCCCGGUGGAGCCCCCCGCCCUGGCCACCGCGGAGCCCGGCUCUUGGGACGCGGCGGUGGAAGGGGAGCCGCCUCCGCUCGGGCCUGGCUCUGGGGCGGGAGGGGAGCCUGGUGAGAAGCCCCGCCAGGACCCUGCGGAAGGCGGAGGCAAGUCCGGCCCAGUCGGGGAAGUGGAAGAAAAGUCGGCCCCCGGUUCCAGCAGCUCCUCCUCCGUUGCCUUUCUGAACUCGAGCAACGAUCUUAAGGGUGAAGGGCUGGAUGGCGGCUCGGGUCCGGCGGCCCUAGAGACUGGGAAGGCGCCGGCAGUGGAAGUCGGCAAAGCUCCCCCGGAAUCGGAUUCUGAGACGGAAAGUGAUACAGACAGUUCAUCUUCAUCCUCCUCCUCUUCCUGUCUUCCAAUGCUGUCUGAAGAUGAUGAUCAGCAACAUAAGAAUGAAAAUUACUGUUCUAUUAGAAAAAAAGGUGGGAUGUCUGAACAGGAUCCUCUUCCUGUCGAAGAUCUGAUAAUAAUUCUACCUGAAUCUGUUGAAUUGAUGUCAUUUGGGAAAGUUUCCAGCAUCAUUGAGCAUCUAGUAAUAAUUGAGUCACAGAAAGGGCUUCCUCCAGUGAAUGAAGAAACUGUGCUUUUCAAAGAAGAUCGUCAUUCAGUAGGAAAGAUCUUUGAGGUAUUUGGUCCUGUGUCGCAUCCGUUUUAUGUGAUACAGUUUAACAGUCCUGAACAUAUUGAAUCUAAAGGUAUUAAAAUGCAUGAUCCUGUGUAUUUUGCUCCAUCGGUUGAAAGCUUCACCCAGUAUAUAUUUCCAGAAAAAUUAAAACAAGAUAGAGGAUCUGAUGCAUCGUGGAAGAAUGAUGAAGAGCCACCCCCUGAGGCUUUAGAAUUUAGUGAUGAUGAAAAAGAGAGAGCAGCCAAGCAGCAGAAGAAAUCUCAAAAUGUAAGAAGAAAGAAGUUCAGAUCACAGCAAGAGAAUUCUAAUGAGAAUGGAGUUAAUUAUCAGCCCAGACAACAAUAUCCUUUGGAUUAUUCAAGUGGAUGUAGGGGAGAACCUAACCCCACUUUCUCAAGGAGUAGAUUUCCUCAUUCAUCUGCUUCUCCACGUUUCUUUAGACAACAACCAAAGACUCGACAACGUUACUCCUCUGACUAUUCAGAACUGCGGAGCCCUUCAGCUUUUUGUCAGCAGCAGAGGCAAGAGAGUCUGAGGAGACAUCAAUAUUCCUUUCCCCCCCCAUCAUUUGAAACUGUUAGUAAUGAAGCAAAUUUCCCACCUCCGUCUGUAACAUGGGGAUGGCCUCGUGGGUGUACUCAGAAUAUUUAUGACCCAUUGUUGUCACUGCUUUCUCUACCACCACCGCCUCCGCCUCCAUUACCACCUCCAUCUGCUGCUCCUCCACCUUAGUUAGGUUGUAUUUUAAUCCUCUCAGUGAUCUGGAAACGAUCAAGUUUCUACCUGAAUGUUGUAUAUUUUGUAUUUUUCAUGUUUUUUGGUGGGGUGGGUGAGACUUUCAAUUAUGUUCAAAAAUAUAAAGUUAAAUGAGUAUUUUGUAAUAAAUCAAAGUGUACAUCUUUUUUGAGAACUGUUAAUAGAAUGUUUAGUGGUUUAUAUUGUACACUUAAAUAAUAGAAAGAUUUAAACAUGGAUAUAUUUCUUAUACUUUUACAAUAAAAGUUGUUGGAAGCAAAAUUUUUAUUGUAAAUCUUUACAUUAUUUCUAGAGCAGCAGAUCUAAACUAAUAUGUAUUUGGCAGUGUGAUAAAAGAAAAUAAUUCUAUUUGAGGUGUAUUGGUGGUUAAAAAUAUUGUCCAGCAAGAGUAAAUGUAAUACAUCGGAUUAUAUGCUCAGUGUAUCCGUUCAUGAUUCUAUGUAAAUGAAUAUGAUAAAAAAAGGAGAAAAAGCACCACUAAGUGGUGUGAGAAGAGAGACUG
Molecule: messenger RNA, 2197 nt
Organism: Elgaria multicarinata webbii
Lineage: Eukaryota; Metazoa; Chordata; Lepidosauria; Squamata; Anguidae
Gene: NAF1
Product: nuclear assembly factor 1 ribonucleoprotein
Exons: 8
Coding region: 1-1671 (556 amino acids)
Biological process (GO): pseudouridine synthesis; box H/ACA snoRNP assembly; ribosome biogenesis
Cellular component (GO): sno(s)RNA-containing ribonucleoprotein complex
Molecular function (GO): RNA binding
Source: RefSeq, a predicted model, not a curated record